AUGGCUCCUGUAUUCCAAUCGAAUUUCUCCAUUCGUUCACUUUUAUCGGAUAAGAAAGCUUGCUACGAGGAUAUUGAAACUUCAUAUGUACCCAAUGCUCCCAUCAGCCCUUCCGGUUCUCAAUCAUCAUCCUCAGAGGAAUUGUCCAGCGAUGAUGGCUCAUCGACCAGCAGCAAAUCGCCAGAUGCAAAACCAGCCUACACCUACAGUGCCCUUAUAGUUAUGGCCAUUAGAAGUAGCCCAGAGAAACGCCUCACCCUUAGUGGCAUUUGCGAAUGGAUAGCCGAAAACUUUGCCUACUAUCAGAAGAACAAAAGCGUAUGGCAGAAUUCCAUACGUCACAACCUUAGCUUGAAUCCCUGCUUUGUGAGAGUACCCAGAGCCUUGGAUGAUCCGGGACGUGGUCACUAUUGGGCUUUAGAUCCCUCGGCCGAAGAUUUGACAAUAGGUGAGACCACCGGACGUUUAAGACGCAGCAACAAUGCAAUGAUGGGUCGCUCUUUUGGAACUGGUGCCAUGCGUAACAAAGCUGCCAUGCACUAUGGCUCACCAUAUGGUGGUCAUCAUCCCUAUCAUCAAACAAUGACCAAUGCCAUGGCCUAUGCUCAUCACUACACACCAAAUGCUGUCUAUUUUCCAACUCCCGAGGAAAUUCGUUUGGCUCAACAAACCGCUUUGAUACAAAGUCAAAGGGAGCAACAAGCUUGGUCCUCCUAUCAGAGACAACAGCAACAAAUGCAGCAAAUACACUAUCAUCAACAAUAUCUGCUACAACAGGGAGGCAUUCCCAUGUAA
Molecule: messenger RNA, 795 nt
Organism: Stomoxys calcitrans (stable fly)
Lineage: Eukaryota; Metazoa; Arthropoda; Insecta; Diptera; Muscidae
Gene: fd19B
Product: fork head domain transcription factor slp1
Exons: 1
Coding region: 1-795 (264 amino acids)
Biological process (GO): regulation of transcription by RNA polymerase II
Cellular component (GO): nucleus
Molecular function (GO): sequence-specific double-stranded DNA binding; DNA-binding transcription factor activity
Source: RefSeq, a predicted model, not a curated record